GACCGCGUCGGGGUUUUCGCUCAUUGGGUGGCGCUGGCUCCGCCCCUCGGGCAGUGCCAACCCUCCCCGGCCACUUAAGUCUCCGCCGCAGAGUCGCCGAGUCCGGCUUUUGUGUGCGGGCUGCGGGUCACUGGCUUCCUAUUGGCUCCCUUUGGCCUGGUUCUUCUGGGUCUCUUUCCAGCCCGCACGCACCCGUUUCCUAGUUUCAUCUUCCUCGCCCUUUUCCUCUCUCCUUCCUUCGCAGCUCAUCAUGCAGAAAAAAGACGUCUCCCCAUACGGUUUCCUGCCAAACUUCCAGCAUUUCGCCACGCAGGCCAUCCAUGUGGGCCAGGAACCAGAGCAAUGGAGCUCUCGGGCUGUAGUGGUCCCCAUCUCCAUGUCCACCACGUUCAAGCAGGGGGCUCCCGGCAAGCACUCGGUGAGCUGGGUCUGGCUGGGGCGGUCCAGGGUUGGGCGGGAAAAGAGAGAUGCCUUUUCCCUUUUGGUAGAAUACUCGAUGGAUCUUGGAGUGUUUUUAACCUAUUGGUCUGACUUUUUGGUUUUUAUUUUAGGUUUGGCCUUUGCUUCAGGUUUAGCAGCCACUAUGACUAUUACCCAUCUCUUAAAAUCAGGAGACCAAAUUAUAUGCAUGGAUGAUGUAUAUGGAGGUACAAACAGGUACUUCAGGCGGGUUGCAUCUGAAUUUGGAUUAAAGAUUUCUUUUGUUGAUUGUUCCAAAACUAAAUUACUAGAGGAGGCCAUUACACCAGAAACCAAGCGACCUUUGGCUUUGGGAGCUGAUAUUUGUAUGUAUUCAGCAACAAAAUAUAUGAAUGGCCACAGCGAUGUUGUAAUGGGCUUAGUGUCUGUCAAUUCUGAGAGCCUCCAUGAAAAGCUCCGAUUCCUGCAGAAUUCAAUUGGGGCAGUCCCCUCUCCUUUUGACUGUUACCUCUGCAAUCGAGGUCUGAAAACACUACAAGUCCGGAUGCAGAAGCAUUUUGAAAAUGGAAUGGCAGUUGCUCAGUUUCUGGAGUCACAUCCUCUGGUGGAAAAGGUUAUUUACCCUGGGCUGCCCUCUCAUCCUCAACAUGAGUUGGCAAAGCGUCAGUGCACAGGUUGCCCGGGGAUGAUCACCUUUUAUAUUAAGGGCGCCCUUCAGCACGCUGAGGCUUUCCUCAAGAGCCUAAAGUUAUUUACUCUGGCUGAGAGCUUGGGAGGAUAUGAGAGUCUUGCUGAGCUUCCGGCAAUUAUGACCCAUGCAUCAGUGCCUGAGAGUCACAGAGAGGCACUUGGAAUUAGCGACACACUGAUUCGACUCUCUGUGGGCUUAGAGGAUAAAGAAGACCUACUGGAAGAUUUAGAUCAAGCGUUGAAGAAAGCACACCGUCCAAAUGCAUAUUGAACCUAGCAUACCA
This is a messenger RNA of Myotis davidii, 1394 nucleotides long. It is a transcript of the gene CTH, whose product is annotated as cystathionine gamma-lyase. The transcript has 11 exons. Lineage: Eukaryota; Metazoa; Chordata; Mammalia; Chiroptera; Vespertilionidae. The coding region runs from base 251 to 1381 and encodes 376 amino acids. Gene Ontology annotation, molecular function: cystathionine gamma-lyase activity; pyridoxal phosphate binding. Gene Ontology annotation, cellular component: cytoplasm. Gene Ontology annotation, biological process: transsulfuration. The record is from RefSeq and is a predicted model, not a curated record.